AUGCCGUCAUUCCUGUCUGUGCAGCUCCAGCUAACCUAUGAUGCGGGCUCGAAGACCACCAUCUUCUCCCCAGAGGGUCGACUCUACCAGGUGGAAUAUGCGCUCGAAGCCAUUUCCCACGCCGGCACUGCCCUUGGUAUUCUCGCCAAGGAUGGAAUUGUCCUCGCUGCCGAGCGGAAGGUGACCAGCAAAUUGCUGGAACAGGAUACCUCCGCCGAGAAGCUCUACACGAUCAACGAUAACAUGAUUUGCGCCGUUGCGGGCAUGAACGCCGAUGCCAACAUCCUGAUCAACUAUGCCCGUCAAAACGCCCAGCGCUACCUCCUUACGUACAACGAAGACAUUCCCUGCGAGCAGCUGGUCCGCAGACUGUGUGAUCUGAAGCAAGGAUAUACCCAGCACGGUGGUCUCCGUCCGUUCGGUGUUUCGUUCAUCUAUGCCGGAUACGACCACCUGCGCCAAUUCCAGCUGUACCAGAGCAACCCGAGUGGAAACUACGGCGGAUGGAAGGCCACCAGCGUUGGGGCCAACAAUGCGAGCGCACAGAGUUUGCUCAAGCAAGAUUACAAGGAGGAAUGCAAUUUGCAGGAAGCCUGUGCGAUGGCAGUCAAGGUCCUGAGCAAAACGAUGGACUCGACCAAGCUCAGCAGUGAGAAGAUCGAGUUCGCAACAGUGGGGAAGACCAAGGAGGGCAAGAUCUAUCAUCACCUAUGGGGUGCCGAAGAAAUCGAUGCUCUGCUUCGGGAACAAGGGCUGGCCAAGGUCGAUGACGAGCCCGAAGCUGGCGAAAUAAAAUAG
Penicillium alfredii is the source of this 798-nucleotide messenger RNA. It is a transcript of the gene pre9, whose product is annotated as proteasome core particle subunit alpha 3. Gene Ontology annotation, cellular component: nucleus; proteasome core complex; cytosol. The record is from RefSeq and is a predicted model, not a curated record. The coding region runs from base 1 to 798 and encodes 265 amino acids. Gene Ontology annotation, biological process: ubiquitin-dependent protein catabolic process. The transcript is spliced from 3 exons. Lineage: Eukaryota; Fungi; Ascomycota; Eurotiomycetes; Eurotiales; Aspergillaceae.